UCUUUUCAAAUUUUCUGGGGUAAGUUCUUGUGCACUCUCUGCAAGAGUUUUAUCAGAUUCUCAGAAUUCUUUUGGAGUUUUAUUCUAUGUUUAUUAACAUGAAUUCUGGAUCCAUUUCUUGCAGAUGACAAUUAUGAAACCAUCGGCCUCUUUGGAUACUUGGAGGGGCUAUUUUCAUCGAGGAGAUUCUGAUAUCUUUGGGAUCAUCGAGCAUGCCAUUAUGGUCGCUGCCACUGAUUCCCCAGUGGAGCUCAAAUCCAGGAGAGACGCAAUCAUCGAGCUUCUCUUGAGAUAUGACCAGCCCGAUCUGUCUAAAGCUGGUGACAAAGAGACCAACAAUAGCCGUAAGACCGUGGAGACAGAUGAUGGUGGUCAUGAAGAAGAUGAGGCGAAAUUGAACGUUAAUCAAAUUGUUGAUGAGGUCAUGAGGAUCAAAGAUAUCUUGUUGAACAAACAUGUUGAGGUUUUGUCUCUUUGCUUUAAUUACAUCAGAGGAAGUGAUAUAUAGCUAUAGGGUUUGUUUGUGAUAUUGGUUCUGAUUGUCUGGUUUUGGUUUCUGUCAUCUGAGCUUUUGCAGCCAUCUGUGUUAUUCAAAUCCCUGACAAAGCUUGCCUCCAUGUCUAUCAGCCUGGAUCUUAUUAAGGUUUGUUUCUGGUGCUGUUUUGGUGAUGUAUAUGAUUUGGUAUCAUGGUUGGAUCUGGAACAAUCCAAUGAACAUUGGCUUACAAUUUUAAUUGUUAUAUAUAUAGAGAAAUAAGCUCCUAAAUUAUGAUUUUUUUUUUUAAUUAUUAAAGUUCUUACUAAAUGUUUAUGGUUCCUAUUUCCUAAAAUCUCAGAUCAUGCAUGUUUUGUAUUAAAAUAUGUUGAAUACUGAUUGAAGGGCUUGCGUUCUUGCAGGGUAGUGAAAUCGGAAAGGCUGUUAAUCGCUUGAGGAAACAUGGUUCCGAUAAUAUUAGCAAACUUGCAAAGACUCUUAUUAAGUAAGAGUUUGAAACUUUUUUAAGAAAAUUUGUUUAGUCUCUUUGUGCGUGUACUCUCUCAUUUGUGUGAUGUGCAUCAACACAAACUUUGGUAAAAGGUUCCAAGAGAAUCAAGUCCAUGCAAACUAGCUGCACAAAAGAUGUCUAAAUUUCUUUAAAAAUGUUGCUAGGAGCUACCCUUGUGCCAGUUGAUUACUUACAACAUUUACUCCUAAUAUGUGUAUUGUGUUUGAUGUUUGCAAGUUUAUGUUAUUCUUUAGACAUCAUAAACUUUUGAUAUAAAAUAAUAAAUAAUAGUAAAAUAAAUGUCUCUAGGAACUGCUCUUAUGCUAGUUGGAUUUAGAACAUUUACUCCCUAAUAUAAGUAUUGUGUUUUUAUGUAUGUUAUGUGCAGAAAGUGGAAAGAGAUGGUGGACCAAUUGUUAAACAUACCUAAGGAAGUUGCUGGUAAUAGCUCUCCCUUUAUGUAGCCUAGUCAUUACGAGCAGCUCUCUUUUUCUUGUCCAAGAUUCAUAAUGCAUGGCUCCUGCAGUUGCCGAUGAUGGGAUGCCAGAGUCUGCAACUUUGUCAAUAGUUGAUGAAGCAGAAAACUUUCCUUCUCUUCCACAUGACCUAGAUCUUUAUGCUGAACCUACUGUAUUAGAACUCUCUCAGUUCUUAGAUUCCUUGGACUGUGAUGGAAGUGAGUUAAUAGUAUACUCUUUAGUAUUUUAUUCUCUACUUGAAACUCUUCAUAUAUAUGUUUACACUCAUGGGAUGGUUUCAGAUCUUCUUGACUUUGUGGAGCCCAAACAUGAAAGAAAAGUGCAAAGUAGAAUGAUUAGGAGACCUGUUGGUACAUGUGAAGCCAAUGUGGUUGGGAGGGACACAAAUAAUCAACAGAUGAGGAGAAAAGAAGCUGAUGUUAGACCGAUGAGGCACUCAGCACCCGUUCUUGAUGAGACUAGAAGACAACCAAAGCAAACCAGAGAACAAAUGGUACGUACCAACCAAAGAAAGCCGAAUGAUGUUGCUGAGCAGAAGCGGAAACUUGCUGGAUCUCAACAAGAUAAACUCAAAGUUCUUGAUCAAGAGGCAAAGUUUGAGAAUGCAAAGCGGAGACUCCAAGAGAGCUACCAACAACAUGAGAAGGGUUAGUCAUUCUCUUCUUGCAUUUUUGAUAUUUCUACUCUUUUCAAUAUUUCAACUCUUGAUGCCUCUUUAAUUUUCUGUCAGCCAAGAGACAGAGGAAGAUACAAGUACUGGAAACUAUCCCAAAUCAAAGCAAAGCCCAGAGACCUCUACUCAAGAGACCCGUGCGAAGAUAGUUACAUUUUUCUUUGGGAGCAUGAAGUUAUUCUAUACAGUUACUAUGAUGACCAUUCACAGCUUAUGAUCGAAGUUAACAUAUUAUUAAUCAUGAUUACUGAUGAUAAUUUGUGUAACUCUAAUGUAGAAAACUUCAAUGAUUUUCUAGUUGUCUUGUAAACAAAGAACGUGGAAGAUCUUCAUCAGUCCCUAGUCAGGGCCUGUCUUAAGAUUUGAAGAGCUAUAGACAAUUUAUUUUAACAAUUUUGAGGGAUUAUGUUUAAGUAUAUGACCCUUACAAUUUUGGGGUUUUAUAUAAUGUUUUACUUGUCUAUGGCUCAUGAUAAACUGAAUGAUAUUAAACUGAGUUCGGUUUAUUAUUGAUCUCGGUUUACACGAACCAAAUCCAACAAAAACGGUCGAUGAUAAAUGUUGACCCCGGUGGUAAUCCGGUUUAAAAACGGUUUGGUAAUCCGGUUUAAAUGCGGUUGCGAUUUAUUUAUAUCGUAUCAUGAAUUGUUGGGAUUGUGUGAAGAAGUGGAAAAAUGGGGAAGCAGCCGGUGAACCUAAACAUAUUGCCAAUUACAAAACAAACUUCAAUAUUUAAUUGACAGAUCUUCUAUUUUAUAUAUAUAACAUGUUUAGGUUAAAUAUUUGUUAAAAUGCGUGUAACCUAAAACUUGUCAAGGCCGACUCUGAUUUUUACCUUUGUCGUUGUUUUUCUUUUAAUACUUAGCUACACUGUAGUUUCUGUCCAUGCUUCAAUAUGAACUUGGUCCAAAAAAACAGUACAUUUUUCUGAUAGUGGUAUUUACGUUUGGUUCACGAUGAUGUUAUAUAGAUUACAAUUGCCAAAUUUCCAAAGUCAUGAAUAGCUUUUGAGUAGUCCAAGUUAACUAAGGAUAUGUACGCGUAAUUUUAUAGCUAAACUAGUCUCAAAUAAAUGGUAAAAGCAGAAGUUAACCUGUCAUUGAACUCAGAACUUGGAGUCGUUUAUAUGGACUUAAAGUACUAUUACUCUAUUUUUAUGGCUCUAAUACCAUUAAGAAAAAAUUACGCAAGAGAACUAAGCAGGAAGAGGGGAGUAAGAGAUACCUGAUUACCGUCACUGCAUAGAAUGUCGUUGCACUCACCGCGCCGUCCCUCAGGAACCGAGACAAUGCUGGUGACUUUCCCCCAGGUGGCCAGAGAAGAUUGAGUGGUAUGGAGAGGCCAAAGAGCGAGAGUAAGAUCAUUGUAUACCAUAUUCCUCUGUAUACAAUCACGUCUCUUCUACUCAUUUCAAUCGUCUCCACUGUAUGAUAUAUAUGUUCUCUACUCUCUUACACCCUAGCCUUGCUAUAUAUAUAUAUAGUAAUCAGUAAGUAAUAGGCAGGGACUGAACUAGGUUAUUGAGGGGUUUAGAUUAUGCAGUACUAAGAGAUCUUCACAAUCACAACUGACAAAUAACUUUUAAAUAACUAAAUCAAUAGACGGUGUUUAGAAACUAAAUCAAUAGACUUAUCAGUUAUGUUGAAAUUUUAUGGUGAUUUUUGUUUCUCGCAAUUUACACCAGUUAUGUUGAAAUUUUAGUUAAAUUAUUGAUAGGUGGAUUCCACUUUUUUCCUCUAAAUUCUUCAUGGAUGAAUGAAUUCGUAAAAAAAAAAUUUCCUCUGCAAUUUUUAUGAAGAACAAAAUGAACAAAAAUUCAUAUUUUUUUUAUUUUUUCAAUUCUUGAAAUGAAAUGAAAUUUUUCGGUUUGUUCAUUUUUUCCAUUCUUCCGGUGGUAUUCUUGGGAGAAUUAGGAUUUCCAAGAAGAUCUUCUAUCCAUGAUCACAAAAUUAACCAAAACAAGUAACACAUUUAUUUACUAAGUCACUAUAAUGUUAAGGAAAAAUUGGAAAAUAUCAUUUAAGAAAGUUGUUGACCAAAAAAAAAAAAAAUCAUUUAAGAAAGUUGUAGUAGUGGACAUUGAGUACUCUGUAGUUCUAGUAUCUCCAUAAAUAAUUAAACAUCUUAUGAUUGUCGUUGAAUUAGGAUUCUUGAUGUGUUUUUUUUUCAGAUUAUGCAGUGCUAAAUAAGAGAAUGACAAUCACGGCUAACAAAAAAAAAUAUGAAUAUACUUAUAUACGUUUGUAAAUACUAACAAAUUAAGUUAGAGUGUAUGCGGAUCAUCCUCAGAUCCUUUAUCUCCAUAAAGAGAAAUCUCAUACAAAGAAUCAAAUUUACAAAAAUGAUCUCAUGAACAGUAUGAUCAUUUCAGAGAAGGAGGGGAAGAGUUUCUAGAAGAUGAGUAUGGUUCCGAAUGAAAAUUAAAAGUGUCCACACAAGAUGACUGAAUUGAGAGACCGAUUUUAACCAUUUAUAGGAUACGUCUGAUUUAACCAUUAAACUCACCAAGCAAUGCUUGGACCAACAAUGAGUCAACUUUGGGCCAUAGUUCAUAAUUUUGUUUGAUUCUGUUUUAUUUAAUGAGUCACUAAAUUACCCAUUUUCAUAACUUAGCAACAAACAAAUACCAACAUAAAGCCCUUUUACCAAAAAAAAAAAACAAAUACCAACAUAAAUAAAAUCUUAACUA
Brassica napus (rape) is the source of this 4827-nucleotide messenger RNA. Its product is annotated as probable mediator of RNA polymerase II transcription subunit 26a. The transcript is spliced from 3 exons. The coding region runs from base 1500 to 2117 and encodes 205 amino acids. The record is from RefSeq and is a predicted model, not a curated record. Lineage: Eukaryota; Viridiplantae; Streptophyta; Magnoliopsida; Brassicales; Brassicaceae.